AUGGGGAAAGGCAGAAUAGUUGUCGUCUCUGCUCUACAGUUCGCUUGCUCCGAUGAUGUCUCCAAAAACGUCGAUACUGCCGAAAGAUUGGUUAGAGCAGCUCAUAAGGACGGUGCAAACAUCAUUCUUAUACAGGAAUUAUUUGAGGGUUAUUACUUCUGUCAAGCUCAAAGGGAGGAAUUCUUUCUGCGAGCUAAACCUUAUAAGGAGCACCCUACAAUAAUGAGGAUGCAGAAUCUUGCAAAAGAAUUGGGAGUAGUAAUACCAGUUAGCUUCUUUGAGGAGGCAAACAAUGCACAUUACAAUUCAGUAGCUGUAUUCCAAACUAAAUUUGCCAAAAUUGGAGUAGGAAUUUGCUGGGAUCAGUGGUUUCCAGAGGCAGCUCGCGCUAUGGUACUUCAGGGUGCAGAAAUAUUGUUCUAUCCCACUGCUAUUGGUUCCGAACCUCAGGAUGAUGGCCUAGAUUCUCGAGAUCACUGGAGGCGGGUAAUGCAGGGGCAUGCCGGGGCUAAUUUGGUACCUGUAGUUGCUUCAAACCGAAUAGGAAAGGAGAUAAUUCAGACAGAACAUGGCAAAAGUGAGAUCACAUUCUACGGAAAUUCUUUCAUAGCUGGACCCACAGGAGAAAUAGUUGCCACUGCUGAUGAUAGAGAAGAAGCAGUUCUUGUCGCAGAAUUUGAUCUGGAUAAAAUUAAAUCCAAGAGAUAUAGCUGGGGGGUAUUUCGUGAUCGGCGUCCAGACUUGUACAAGGUUCUUUUGACCUUAGAUGGCAGCAACAUAUCUCUAUGA
Messenger RNA from Fraxinus pennsylvanica, 789 nucleotides. The record is from the annotation of a GenBank genome assembly. NCBI's taxonomy places the organism in Eukaryota, Viridiplantae, Streptophyta, Magnoliopsida, Lamiales, Oleaceae.